UUCUUCCUCAAAACACAAAUCCUCAUAUAGCCAUAGUUCCAAAGAAGGUGCCUGGGCCCACACAUUCCAAUUAUCACAUAUUACUCUAUUGAAAAAACUUGUUUUAAGUCCCAAAAAAUAGAUGAGCAACAUAAAGACAUGAACAAAAUAAAAACAACCAAUUGCAUCCUUUAGACAGGUUGCCAAUGUAUACCCUGAAUGUAAGGGGAAAACGUGGCAUAAAUGCAGUUUUAGGGCCCUUUCAUACUAGGGAAUUUCCAAGCGGAGAAAUUCUGCUUGGAAAUUCCGGUGCAGCGGAGUCUCAUUGCUAUUAAUGGGAUUCUGCUGCACAGUGCAUACUUUGGAAUUUCAAUGGAGCUGAAAGAAUGAACAUGUUUAUUCCUUAGGCGGAAUACAGAGCAGAAUGCAAUGGCGGCAAUGGGGACCAGCAAUGUCCGAGCAGUCCUAACUCCUUAGUAUCUCCUCCUGGAGUUUAUCCGGAUGAAGAUUCUAUAGUGAGCACGGAGCCUUAGGACAGGUCUGAACAGGAAUAUGGAAGCCAUCAUGUGGUUUGAAAAGGAAAAUGGUGACUUCUGCCACCUUUCUUCCAAGGCUAAUCGAGGCCCUUCAGCGCAGAUUUCUAAAGGGUUCUUACAAGUGCCUAAAGGAAAAAACUUCUCUGUGGCUAAACCUCAAGCACUUAGGAAGGCACUGGGAAACAUUAACCAACAUGUCCAACCCAAGAAAUCUGCUUCAAAAAAGGUGGUCAAAAAGGAUAACUUGGUGAAGCAAAGGGGUGAGAAGUAUCCUGAAAUAGAGAAAUUCAUUCCAUAUAACCCUCUAGAUUUUGAAACCUUUGAUGUUCCUGAAGAACAUAAGCUCAGUGACCGCUGUCUUGCUGGUGUUCCGCUCUUAGUUUUAAGGGAUGACUCAAAUAACGCUGAAGCUCUUGACCGUCUUGUGUUUUCACCAAUGGAAAUCAAACCAAUAAACUAUGAUUCCUUUGAGAUCUCCAGCCAUCUGUUUGAAGACAUCACUAUUGACUUACCUAAUCUAUGAUUUUUUUAAAUGUAAAUGUCUG
Messenger RNA from Hyla sarda, 1060 nucleotides. RefSeq names its product securin-like. The record is from RefSeq and is a predicted model, not a curated record. The transcript has 6 exons. Lineage: Eukaryota; Metazoa; Chordata; Amphibia; Anura; Hylidae. Bases 532 to 1038 code for a protein of 168 amino acids. Gene Ontology annotation, cellular component: nucleus; cytoplasm. Gene Ontology annotation, biological process: chromosome organization.